CUUCAACAUUGGAUCCUAAAAGCUAAAACCAUGGCAUGAUGCUAAUACGGAGGAAUUUGAUGGAUAAGCUAGGUCCGUUUCGUACGCGACGCAAAGUCUGGUUGCAGCCCAUAAAAUAUUUGUCUCAAAAGACCGAGAUUGAUAAGCCUGGAAAUGGCCAUGAUUUAAUCAUUACAGAUAAAUUCAGUCAGCUUAAAGACGAUUAUGCUCCUUCUAAGUAUCCUGUCGUGCUAUGUCAUGGAUUUAUGGGAUUCGAUACUUUGUCUUUCAUUGCAAAACCCAAGUUUUUAAAUCCAGUACAACGCAAAGUAGGUGAAAAAGUUGAAGAGGUUGCUGAAAACAUUGAAAACUUGGCUGGUAAUCUUCAUUUCAUAAAUCUAGAGUACUGGUAUGGGAUUAAAAGAGCACUAGAACUGAUCGGGACUAAAGUUUUCAUAGCCAAGGUUCCAGCUUUUGGCACAAUUGAAGAAAGAGCAAUUCAUUUGGAGAAAUUCAUUGAUCAAAAAUGUGAAGAACUACGCCAAAGUGAAAGCAAGGCUUCGAUUUACAAUAAAAAGACUGAUAACACGAAGAAUAAUGAGUCGUUUCAAACUGCUAAUAAGCCGAUUAAACUAAACCUAGUAAGCCAUUCUAUGGGAGGCCUUGACGCAAGAUAUUUAAUUUCCAAAUUACAGCAUAAGUCCCAGAAUUCAAAUUAUAAAGUAGUCUCGCUAACUACAGUAGCAACUCCACAUCAUGGAUCUGAAUGUGCCGACUUUUUCAUGGAUACUAUCAAGCCAUUAAGUUUGGCUUAUCCAAAAUGUAUCGAACAAUUAACUACGUCAUACUUGAAAGAAUUCAAUCAGCAAGUUAAAGAUGAUCCCCAUGUAGAAUAUUUCUCAUAUGGGGCUAGAAUGAAACCCAAAUGGUUUAAUGUAUUCACGCCUACAUGGGCCAUAAUAAAAUCCAGAAUAGGGGGGCAAGGGUCGUAUGACAAUGAUGGACUAGUCAGUGUUGAGAGUUCGAAAUGGGGGGAAUACCUAGGAACUCUUGAUAAUGUUGACCAUUUAGAUUUAAUAAAUUGGACGAAUAAACUAAGAAAAGCUGUCGACGAAAAAGUUUUCAAUUCAAAACCAAACUUUAACCCAGUUGCAUUAUACUUAGAUUUAAUAGACAAUUUAAACAAAAGAGGCUUUUAAUUAUAUUUAUAUAUUCA
Molecule: messenger RNA, 1195 nt
Organism: Hyphopichia burtonii NRRL Y-1933
Lineage: Eukaryota; Fungi; Ascomycota; Pichiomycetes; Serinales; Debaryomycetaceae
Product: triglyceride lipase
Exons: 1
Coding region: 60-1178 (372 amino acids)
Molecular function (GO): triacylglycerol lipase activity
Source: RefSeq, a predicted model, not a curated record